Messenger RNA from Boleophthalmus pectinirostris (great blue-spotted mudskipper), 1946 nucleotides. Its product is annotated as gastrula zinc finger protein xLCGF3.1-like. NCBI's taxonomy places the organism in Eukaryota, Metazoa, Chordata, Actinopteri, Gobiiformes, Gobiidae. The transcript has 4 exons. Gene Ontology annotation, molecular function: RNA polymerase II cis-regulatory region sequence-specific DNA binding; DNA-binding transcription activator activity, RNA polymerase II-specific. Gene Ontology annotation, biological process: regulation of transcription by RNA polymerase II. The record is from RefSeq and is a predicted model, not a curated record. The coding region runs from base 305 to 1444 and encodes 379 amino acids. Gene Ontology annotation, cellular component: nucleus.
CACUAACGGUUGAUUUGAGUUGUUCCUGUUCUGCUCUGUGUUUUGUUGCUCGUGCUUUGUCUUCGCUGUUUCCUUCUCACGUUCUGUCCUAUGUUCCUUUUCUCAUGGACUGAACAUCCUCCCUCUUUCCCCGAGUGUGUUUGCAGUGCGCCAGCAGAGGGCAGCAGAGCGGCUGGAGCGUCCGGAGGCCUGGAGUCUGUACUUCCGUGUCUGUGUCUGUGCGCGGCGGCGUUAGCUCCGUGCGCCUUCAGUGCGUGUGUGCGCGCUGCACCGGAGCCUUAAAGCGGACAGAGCGCACUGAAACAUGGCACAAGUGAAGCUGAAGGAGGAGCCGGAGCUGUGGGAGCCGAACGACGUGGACAACAGAGAUUCACGUGAUUUCAAAGAGGAUCCAGACUGCAGAGGUAUUCAGACCCAAACUGCGGUGGUCCAAGUUAAAGAAGAGCCAGAAGAAAUGAAAAUCCCACAAAGCCCAAUUCUGCGCGUCAUUGUCAAGAGCGAAGACGAGGAUGAGGAAAACGAGGAGCAAGAGUCGAGUUGCCGUGGUGCCGUGAAAGAGGAGAGCGGACAGGGCGAGGAGGAGCGAGAGGAGAGCGCAGCAGCAGAUGUAGAGUCCGAGAAUGGAGAACAUUGCUCUGGCACUGAUGACUCCGAAGACUGGACACCUAAAAGUUCCAAACACUCAAAGCCCAGUGUGCGGCGGCAGGAGGCGGCGCACAAGAACAAUGGAACAGCAGCCCCGGGAAAUCUUCACAAAUGUACUCAGUGUGGGAAGGAGUUUGACACCCGCACCAAACUCAAAGUACACGAGAAGAACCACCUAACUGACCGACCUUUCAGCUGCCCCUUCUGUGAAAGAGGAUUCAAAAAGAACGGCGCGCUGAGAACUCACAUGAGAAUCCACACGGGAGAAAAACCAUUCACGUGUUCAGUCUGUGCCAAGGAUUUUCAGUACGGGAUCACACUAAAGGCCCACAUGAGGACGCACACCGGAGAGAGACCUUUCAGCUGCUCAGUUUGUGACAUGGGUUUUGCUACAGAAUACCUCCUCAAAGUGCACGUGCGGUCUCACACGGGAGGGGAGACUUUCAGGUGUCCAGUUUGCGCUAAAGAUUUCAUCACAGAAAACCGUCUGAAGCGCCACAUCACCAUCCACACUAAAAACAGACCUUUUGGGUGUUCGAUGUGCGGGGAGAGCUUCUCGACGAGCAGCCGCCUGCGCACUCACACCAGAGUCCACACGGGGGAGCUGCUGUUCACCUGUGCCAUCUGUGAUAAAGACUUCGCUCGCAAAAGCUUCCUGAAGAAACAUAUGAGGUCUCACACAGGAGAGAGACCUUUCAGCUGUUCAGUCUGUGAAAAGAGCUUUGCUCAUAAGUACAACCUCCAAAAACACAAAUGCUCCAGACCAACACUCCCAAACCAACAGCAGGGACCAGUAUGACUGUCUGUGUUUAUACAUCUGUAUCUUCACAUCGUAGACUGUGUGUGUCAUGGAAACCAAUCAAACGUGUUGUUAAAGCUGUCGGGAAAGAAGGCGCCUGAUUGGUCUGUUACUAAUGUUCAUAUCUUGAUUUGGAGACAAAACGGUGAAAGAAACCUGACUGCAGCGGUUAUAGAGAGAGAGGACUUUGUACAUAGUGAAGUGGAGUCGAUGGAGCCGGAAGCACGCCCAUGUUCACUUCCUGUUUGGAACACGGUGGCGAGAGUGUGAGCUGUGUCCAUUUCUAUACAGUCUGUGGUCCAAUCACAACUGAAUGUGUUUUGCUAGAACCUGCAGGUGGAGGACACGUCUCCCUUUGUCUCAUUCUCAGUAUAUGGAUAUGUGUCAUGUGAAUGCUCAGAAGCUCCACAAUUCCAUCACUGAGCUGCAGAGGUGUGAACAUGUUUACCUUGUAUGUGCGAACACGUGUAUGACAUUUAAAAUAAAACUUCUACAUACCCUC